Molecule: messenger RNA, 3136 nt
Organism: Toxotes jaculatrix (banded archerfish)
Lineage: Eukaryota; Metazoa; Chordata; Actinopteri; Toxotidae
Gene: mfn1a
Product: mitofusin 1a
Exons: 16
Coding region: 1-2250 (749 amino acids)
Biological process (GO): mitochondrial fusion; mitochondrion localization
Cellular component (GO): mitochondrial outer membrane
Molecular function (GO): GTPase activity; GTP binding
Source: RefSeq, a predicted model, not a curated record
AUGGACGCUGUAGAUCCGUCUCCUCUGCGGCAUUUUGUUGUAGCAAAGCGUUCGAUUACCUCCAUCUUUGAUCAGCUGCUGGACUUUGUGAAGGAUGGCUCCGCCUUUGUGGAUGAGGUGUGGCGCAGCGAUGACCUGGGUCAGGUGGCCGUGGAGGAGCAGAGUCUGGAGAUGCAGAGCUGUGGCACCAAACUGUCGACCAUCAGAGAAGUUCUGCUCCGGAGACACAUGAAGGUGGCGUUCUUUGGCAGGACCAGUAACGGGAAAAGCACCGUCAUCAACGCCAUGCUGAGGGACCGAGUGUUACCCAGCGGCAUCGGGCACACCACCAACUGUUUCCUGAGGGUCGAGGGAACCGACGGAGACGAGGCUUACCUCACCACCGAGGCGUCCAAUGAGAGGAGGAGCGUCGCUACGGUGAACCAGCUGGCCCAUGCCCUCCACAUGGAUCCCACCCUGGACUCUGGCAGCCUGGUUAAAGUGUUUUGGCCUAAAAGUCGCUGUGCUCUGCUGAGAGACGACCUCGUGCUCAUGGACAGCCCCGGGACCGAUGUGACUCUGGAGCUGGACAGCUGGAUCGACAAGUUCUGUCUGGACGCUGACGUCUUCGUCCUGGUGGGAAACGCAGAGUCAACGCUGAUGAACACGGAGAAACUUUUCUUCCACAAAGUCAGUGAAAGAAUCUCCAAACCGAAUAUCUUCAUCCUGCACAACCGAUGGGACGCGUCAGUGACGGAGCCCGAGUACAUCGAGGAGGUGAGGAAGCAGCACCUGGACCGCUGCGUGAGUUUCCUGGCUGAGGAGCUGAGGGUGGUCGGGCUGGACGAGGCUCCAGGGAGAAUCUUCUUCGUCUCAGCUAAAGAGGUCCUGAGCUCCAGGAUGCAGCAAGCACAGGGCAUGCCUGAGACAGGUGAGACAGGUGGCGCUCUGGCUGAAGGCUUCCACGACAGACUGAGAGAGUUCCAGAGGUUUGAGAGGACGUUUGAGGAGUUCAUCUCCCAGUCUGCAGUGAAGACUAAGUUUGAGCAGCACACGGUGAGAGCGUGGCAGAUCACCGAGGCCGCCAAAGCUGUGAUGGACGCCAUCAACAUCGCCUCUGCUGACAGAAAAAUCUGCUGCCUGGAGGAGCGGGAGGAGCAGAGGGACCGGCUGGACUUUGUCCGAGGACAGAUUAACCGUCUGACCGACAACGUCAAAGAGAGGAUCAAGACUCUGACUGAUGAUGUCGCUGCCAAGGUUGCAGCAGCUCUGUCGGAUCAGAUCCGGUCUCUUCCUGUUGUGGUGGAGGAGUUCAGAGCCGACUUCAGCCCGACACAGGAAACGCUGCAGCUCUACAAAACGAAGCUGCUGCAGCACGUGGACGAGAGGAUGGUGGGCUGUCUCGCUCACCGCUGCUCCCCCGGUGUCCUCAGAGACAUCGCCGACGCCCGGAGACACAUGAUCGACAGUGUCCGUCCUCUGCUGUCUCUGUCCGUCCAGGAGCAGCUCUCUGCUCCCUCCAGCUCCUUCGAGUUGACCUAUGACCUCGGCCUCGCCGCUCUCUGUGCGGAUUUUCAGGAGAACAUCGAGUUCCAGUUUUCUCUGGGCUGGACCGCCCUCGUCACUCGCUUCAUCGGAGCCGCCAACGCCAAGCGCGCGCUGAGCGGCUCCGACUCACGGGCGCAGGUGAGCUCACGGCCGAUCGACCUCAGCUCUUCAGAAGCUGAACUAAAGCGCUGGAACUUCCUGUUUCUCUGUGUCUCUCUGCAGGAGGGCUCCACCUUUAAGGAUGAGAUGGUGGUUUCCAUAGCAACGGGUCUGGUGUCCGUCACCUCCCGAGCGUCAAUGACGGUGCUGGUGAUUGGUGGAGUGGUGUGGCGUUCCGUGGGCUGGCGUCUCAUCGCUCUCUCUCUGUCUCUGUAUGGUCUCCUCUACCUGUACGAGAAACUCACCUGGACCGACGUCAGCAGGGAGCGCGCUCUAAAGCAGCAGUUUGUGGAGCACACCGCCCGCCGCCUGAGAGCCGUCAUCCCCGUCACCAGCUCCGCCUGCAGCCAGCAGGUGUACAAGGAGCUGUCGUCAACGUUCAGCCGUCUGACUGAGAGAGUCGAUCUGAGCGAAGCUGAACUGGAGGGAAACAUCCGACAGCUGAGCUUCAGGAUCCAGAGGCUGGAGAACAUCCAGAGGAGGUCCAAGGCCUUCAGGAACAGAGCCACAGAGCUGGAGACUCAGCUGGAGGCCUUCUCUGCUCAGUACCUGCAGGGAAACUGAACGGCGGUCUGCUGAUGAGCAGCGCCCCCUGCAGAUAGAAGCCGUCGUCACAGACCUGCGGUCAGUCUCAGGUCGUAGCUCAGUCCGGCAGAAACAUGCAGAUGUUUUCACCUCAUCUGUCAAACUGAGACCAGGAAGCUGCUCGAGUGUUGUCCAGCGUCAGCUCGUGUUCACAGGCUGUUUCCUCUCAGCAGCUUCAGAUCACAGUCUGUGAGGAGGAUCAUGUCUGCGUGCACCGACCUCCAUCACCUGUUCUCUGAUUCACACGAUGAGCAGCGCCCCCUGCAGGUAGAACCCGUCAGAGCUGAGGAUGUUACUGAUGAAUAAGCUACUGGUGCAAUAGAUGUUUUGUGUGUAAUGGAGCUGAAAUCAGUCCUGAAUGAGAGGACGGUGUUUAGUUGUAGCAGCAGCUGUAGCUGUACCUGUCCAGGUAAAGUCUGAAACACCUGAAGGCAGAGAGGAAGCAGCAGAUCUGAGCAACAGGCUCUGGUUCAGUUUGUGUGAUAAAGAAUAAAAGUACGAGCAGUGAUGGAAGAAAGACUCAGAUCCUGUGUCACAGUUACAGUGAAACUGUAAUAAAUGAUGUUGAACUGAUGCUUCAGUAUGUACGGGUCAUUCACUGCUUCCCAACCCAGGGCUCAGGCCCCUUCACGGGGUCACCAGAUAAAUGUGAGGGGUCGGCAGAUGAUGAUGUGAAACGUCAGAAGUAACUGAACCUUCAUGAAUAAAUGUCGAGCAGUAAAAGCUUCAGCUAUCACAGUGCAAAUACCUCAAAGCUGCUGUGAAGGACAAACUGUGCUCCCUGUCGGUCCUGGUCCCAGUCGGUCCCGGUCCCGGUCCCUGUCGGUCCCAGUCCCAGUCGGUCUCGGUCCCUGUCGGUUGAGUU